UAAUGGGGAUUAUAACGUGGAAAUCGAACGAGUGCGGACAGAGCCCAUGGUGCAGGAGAUGGCGAGGGACGUCAACCAUCUCCUCAGUGAUAAACGGAAGGCCCUGCAGAAAAUCGUGCAGCACCUGGAAGACGCCACCGCCAAUUACCAGUGGAAGGACGAACUGGACCUGAACACCUCACACCCGCUGCUGAUGAAGUACCUGGACCCGAGCAAUGACUCCCACGAGAUGCAAAUGGACGAGAGGCUGGGAGUGCCGGUCAAAUACAACAUUUCUGGCAUUCAUGUACCCCUUGAGGUAUAUGAAGGAUGGUUAUGGCCCAACAUCAGGGAGCAUAGGGAACAGGAUCCAGAAAUUCUGAAUGGACUCAGGUGGUCUGCAACGGUAGAUCGAGUUUUCCGAGAUAACUUCGAUGCAGACCAGACAUUGAUGUGGCAAUAUUUUGGAGCUCAAACAGGCUUUAUGCGAGUUUAUCCAGCAACAACGUGGUAUGUUCCUCCCAAUUUGAUAGACCUGUAUGAUGCACGUCUGCGACCUUGGUAUGUUCAGGGCUCCGUUCCACCAAAGGAUAUGAUUAUUCUUAUGGACAGGAGUGGCAGUGUUCAUGGACAGACAUUUACAAUCAUGAAAUGGGCUGUAAAAACCCUAAUUGACACUCUAGGUGAAAAUGACUUUGUAAAUGUUGCGGCAUUUAAUGACACAACGGAGUGGGUGAAUAACUGUACAUAUUGCAAGGCAAAUGGAACAGAAGAAGAGAAUGAAGGCUGCCAUCAAAAUUUAGUCCAAGCAAGCACUAGCAACAAAAAACUAUUAUUUCGGGCAAUUGAUGAACUUGAAGAUGGCGGCAUAGCGAGCUACUCAAAUGCAUUGGAGUUUGCACUUAAGGCCUUCAAAGAGUAUUCACAAACCAAGGCAAGAGGAGAAGGGGCUCAGUGCCACAAAACGAUCAUGCUCUUCAGCGAUGGAGGAACUGAAUGGCCGGAAGAGAUCUUUAAGAAAUACAAGGCAGAUGAGGAUACAAAGGAUGUGAGAGUAUUUACAUAUGCUGUGGGACCACAUCCCAUCCCUACAGCAGUGUUAAAACAGAUGGCUUGCUCAACAGGAGGACAGUAUUCGGUUAUCACUACAAGAAGUAGUGUCAGAACAAAAAUACAAGAGUCGUAUACAAGCUUACUCUCCCCUGCUCACCCCCUGAAAGGAAACCUUUCUGACCAAUAUACAACUGCGUACACAAGUGCUGUGACAGAGGAGUUGACAGUAUCUCUUACUCGGCCAGUUUACAACAUGUCGGACUAUGCGAACACUUCAGAUUUAUUGGGAGUAGCAGGUAUUGAUGUUCCCAUCCAGUCACUGAAGAAUCUCUCACCAUUUGAGGCUCUUGGACCAAAUGGUUAUACUUUCAUCAUCAACCAUAAUGGCUUUAUUGUUAUGCACCCGAGGCUAAGUCCACAACUCUCAUACUUAUUGGGACCACCCCAUGUUGAUCUGCUUGACGUUGAAGAGGAGACCAACGAGACAGUCUUCAUUCGAAAGAGAAUGGCCAAUGAAACAGCAGGGUCUGAAUCAGUCCUCGGGAAGAUAAGAAUUGAUGAUUCUCAUUCUGUUGUCUACAGUACAAUACAGUAUACAUGGACUCCAAUAACUGACACUACAUAUAGCUUGGGCAUUGUGAACCUCAGGCGGUCAUAUCACAUGAUUGUCCAUAAUCAAAGUGGCUUCUCUGUUGCUGAGCAGUUCAACACUACUGACACUGUAAUAGCUCCUUGGCCCUAUUGUAGAGGACGUCAAGCAAGUGACUCAGCGACAAGGGUAAAGGACUUUAUAAGGGAUAUCAGUGAGCGAAGGGGAAUGUGUAAAGACCUGGAUAAGAAUGACUUAGCACAAGGGUUGCUGUGGUCCCAGUCUUGGACGCAGGAAUUACUUAAGCAGUGGAAGAAGGAUCGUUGGUCAAAGGAAGAUCUCAUUGGCAGAGUCAUAUUUACACGAUUUGGACUGACUAGGUUCUAUCCUGAGAGUCAGAGGCCAGGAGCUCUCCGUUGGCAGGACCCAUGGUACAACCCAGCCCUACGAAGGGGAGAACUGUCAAGCAGAAUCGCCAUCAUUCCCCAUGCCCUUGGUGCCUUUUUAUCAGCCCCAGUUAAAGUUGCUAAGAAUUAUGAAGUAAUGGCCGGAGUUGUGGGUGUAAACCUGACAGCCAGUUACUUGCAUAGUGAAUUUAAGACUAUGUUGCUAAGGACUGACUGGGACAAGAACUACCUUCUUCUGUUAGUGGAUGAUGGAGGGCUCAUCGUCACUUCAAAUGAAGAGGAGCUACAUGGAGUAACCCUUCAGGGGAUGUUCCUUGGAGAUCUGAACAUACCUUUAAUGGAGCAUCUGUAUAAUGCAAGUAUUUAUAACAUGGAAAAACGAGUGAACACACAGGCUAUCUGCAAAGAGUCAAAGACCAAGGGAACAAGUGCAGGUCCAAGAAGCUUCCUUAUUCCAAAUCCUCUGAAACUUGUGGCUGGUUUCCUGAUUGAGAUACUUUCUUGGGCUGAUUAUCUGCGAUAUAUGAUAUUUAGCUGUGUUGUGGCAUUAAUGUCUCCAAGCGUUGAGGCAUGGUCUGAGUGGGGCAUGACUCAAAUUGGGGGACAGGAGUCAUGUGUCAUGUCCCAAGCCAUCUAUUAUUUUGGUGAAAACACACGUCAUUCUGCUGUAAUGCAUUGUAGCAACCAUACAGCAAAGUUUUGGGUACGACGUCUAGUAAAGGCAAAUGCAAUUCUGGUUGCCAUUGAAACAAAACCAGAAGAAUGUGGUGUAUACUCCAGUCUUCCAAAUAUCACACCAGAAAGAGUUACUACAGUGAAACCUUGUGCAUAUCAAGCAAGGUUCAGAAGACGGCCAUCAAGCUGCCUCAUGGGUAACUCAACAGAUUAUUGCAGUAAAUCAUCACAUACAGCAGCAGCUUCAGUUGGAACAGUGCUAAGUGUUUUACUUGUUUGUAAAAUCAUGGGAAGUAUAUAUUAAGUACUGUGAUUCUAUUGGUACAGAUGAUAUUAGCUAUAUUUUCAUGUAUGGGACUUGAAAAUUAGGAUUUAUAUUCUAUGAAAAAACUAAGAAAAAAUUAUUGAAAUUAACAUUUUUAUGUGUUUAUUGAGUGUAUGUUAUGUGGAAUUUGUUAAUAUAUAAUUUAAGAAUUCUUGCUGGAUAAGUUACAAGGAAAGUAACAAGUGGAAGCAUGAAUAAAUUAAAGCAUAAUCUUUAAAACAUUUAUUUUGCAAGUUAUGCAUGACAUGUAUGCAUGUAAAACAUUUUGUGUUAAAUGUUUGAAAACACACACACACACACACACACACACACACACACACACACACACACACACACA
This is a messenger RNA of Penaeus vannamei (Pacific white shrimp), 3365 nucleotides long. The record is from RefSeq and is a predicted model, not a curated record. Lineage: Eukaryota; Metazoa; Arthropoda; Malacostraca; Decapoda; Penaeidae.